CCCAGCAGCCUGGCCUGUGAGCGCUGAAAAACUUGUUGUUGUCAGGGAAAAUGGCGUCAAACGUAGAAGCCCCGGAGCGCUGGUACCUCGCCCUCCUCGGCUUCGCGGAGCAUUUCCGAACCUCCAGUCCGCCCAAAAUCCGCCUUUGCGUGCAUUGUCUCCAGGCUGUGUUCCAGUUCAAGCCGCCACAGAGGAUAGAGGCCCGCACGCAUCUUCAGCUGGGCUCGGUCCUCUACCACCACACCAAGAACAGCGAUCUGGCGCGUAGCCACCUGGAGAAAGCGUGGUACAUUUCCCAGCAAGUUCCUCAGUUCGAAGAUGUCAAGUUUGAGGCUGCAAGCAUCUUAUCAGAACUCUUCUGCCAACAGAAUUUGGUGGACUCUGCAAAACCUCUUCUGCGCAAGGCCAUCCAGAUUUCUCAACAAACACCAUAUUGGCACUGCAGGCUGUUGUUCCAGCUGGCGCAACUUCAUACACUGGAGAAGGACUUGGUGUCAGCGUGCGACCUGCUGGGCGUCGGAGCAGAGUACGCCCGCGUGGUGGGAUCGGAAUACACCAGGGCGUUGUUUCUCCUCAGUAAAGGCAUGUUGCUGCUAAUGGAGAGGAAGCUGGGCGAGGUUCAUCCCUUGCUCACCUUGUGUGGAACCAUCGUAGAGAACUGGCAGGGAAACCCUAUCCAGAAGGAGUCCCUCAGGGUCUUCUUCCUGGUUCUGCAAGUCACGCACUACCUGGACGCUGGACAGGUGAAGAGUGUGAAGCCGUGUCUGAAGCAGCUGCAGCAGUGCAUCCAGACCAUCUCGACGCUCCACGACGACGAGAUUCUUCCCAGCAACCCCGCCGACCUCUUUCAUUGGCUCCCAAAGGAGCACAUGUGUGUCCUUGUUUACCUGGUGACGGUGAUGCACUCCAUGCAGGCGGGUUACCUGGAGAAAGCACAGAAGUACACGGACAAAGCGCUAAUGCAACUAGAGAAAUUAAAAAUGUUAGACUGCAGCCCCAUCCUUUCUACCUUUCAAGUCAUUCUACUGGAGCAUAUCAUCAUGUGCAGGCUCGUCACUGGCCACAAGGCCACUGCGCUACAGGAGAUCUCGCAAGUGUGUCAGCUUUGCCAACAGUCUCCCAGGUUAUUCACCAACCACGCUGCCCAGCUCCACACUUUAUUAGGCCUCUACUGUAUCUCGGUGAACUGCAUGGAUAAUGCAGAGGCACAGUUUACCACGGCCUUGCGGCUCACCACACACCAGGAGCUGUGGACUUAUAUCGUCACCAAUUUGGCCAGCGUUUAUAUUCGGGAAGGCAACAGACACCAAGAGUUGUACAGCCUCCUGGAGAGGAUAAAUCCAGACCACAACUUCCCAGUAAGCUCACACUGCCUCCGCGCCGCUGCUUUCUACAUCCGGGGACUGCUGUCCUUCUUCCAAGGCCGCUACAAUGAAGCCAAACGCUUCUUGAGAGAAACCUUGAAGAUGUCUAACGCCGAGGACUUGAACAGACUGACUGCUUGCUCGCUGGUUCUGCUGGGCCACAUCUUCUAUGUGCUGGGCAACCACAGAGAAAGCAACAACAUGGUGGUACCGGCCAUGCAGCUGGCCAGCAAGAUCCCUGACAUGUCCGUGCAGCUUUGGUCCUCGGCGUUGUUGAAAGAUUUGAACAAGGCACUUGGGAACACCAUGGAUGCCCACGAAGCAGCUCAGAUGCACCAGAACUUCUCCCAGCAGCUGCUGCAGGACCACAUCGCCGCCUGUAGCCUCCCCGAGCACAACCUUAUCAGCUGGACUGACGGCCCUCCUCCUGUCCAGAUACAAGCCCAGAACGGUCCCACUACCAGUCUUGCAAGCCUGCUAUGAGGAAGACUGUGUGUAUGUGUGUGUUUGUGUGUGUGUGUAUGACUCACUGUGGGCGUGCAGCUGGUACAUUAUCACAACAUAGUCUAAGAAAGUCGGUAACCAGAUCGUUGUUGGUCAAGAUCUAAGUGAAUUUUUAAUUUCCCAAUUCACUACUAUCACAGUUUUAAUUUACUGUAAAUCAAUUACCACUACUGUCGUCAUCUGGUUGGGUCAGGGCGUGGAAUUUGGAUUGGAUUUCAAGUAGGGGUGGACCACUUGUCUUCUCUCACCUUGCAAUUGUAAAAACUAAUAGCAGAAUCAUCAUAAGAAGCUCCCAAACAUUUCACCCACAUGUGCUCUUAAUAUACCAUCACUAACGUUUGUUCAAAAGAUUUUAUAUAACAUGACAUAAAAGUUCUCCACCCCCUACCUAAGAGCUUCACGUCAACCAGAAAGCCCCCUCUACAUUUGCCAGCUUUCCUUUUUAUUAGCAAGGAAGACGGGGUGAUUGGUAGGAGGGUAGUAAAGAUGUAGAAAAAAAUUAAUUUAUUCAUAUUUUUGUAUCUGUUAAAUAUUUGACAUCAUGCUUUCAUUGUUUUGUUGUUGUAUGGAUGCCUUUGUUUCCAUUUGCAUGGAAGUUACUGAUGUUGAAUUCCUUGUACAUUAGUUUCUGACCUGGGUUUGCGACUAAGAUAUACUUGGUAGAUAUUUUUUGCACAAAAUCCAUAAUAGAGAAGUAAAAAGACCUCUUGUAAUAUAUUUUCACACAAAAUAAUCAGUUGGAAUGUUGCAUUUUUUUUGCUAAAUUAGAGUUAGGGUGCGUUUCUAAGAAAUUUCAGUGUUCAUGUAUGGAUCUGACAUCCUGCAGUGGUUUAUGUCAGUUUGUUUUCGCCACACCUUCCAUAAUAUAUUAAUUUUUACAAAUCAAGUUGUUUUUUUUAGUUAACCAUUUUUUUACAUACAUUUUUGUUACGCUCAAUUGGUCCCUAUUCGUUCUUCUCAAUUGUGUUCUUUGCAGACUGUGCUUAUGAAUUCACCACUCAUCCAACCUUUUAUUGUACAGUGACAUUUUAUAAAGUCAGUUUAGUAAAGUGUCAUGUAUUUUUAGCCCUAACGAUGUAGAGAUUUCAACGCUUGGUAUUUAUGACACUCAGUUUAUGACACAGUUUAAGCUUGAGUACUAGUUAUACUCUAUCAAUGCAUAUGUUUUUGAUGCUCAUGUUUUCAAUAAUUUUCCAAUAAAAAACAUGAAAUAAACA
Messenger RNA from Syngnathus acus (greater pipefish), 3085 nucleotides. RefSeq names its product MAU2 sister chromatid cohesion factor (gene mau2). Lineage: Eukaryota; Metazoa; Chordata; Actinopteri; Syngnathiformes; Syngnathidae. Gene Ontology annotation, cellular component: SMC loading complex; chromatin. The record is from RefSeq and is a predicted model, not a curated record. Bases 51 to 1847 code for a protein of 598 amino acids. Gene Ontology annotation, biological process: mitotic sister chromatid cohesion; maintenance of mitotic sister chromatid cohesion. Gene Ontology annotation, molecular function: double-stranded DNA binding; protein binding. The transcript has 19 exons.